Molecule: messenger RNA, 1919 nt
Organism: Tarenaya hassleriana
Lineage: Eukaryota; Viridiplantae; Streptophyta; Magnoliopsida; Brassicales; Cleomaceae
Product: AT-hook motif nuclear-localized protein 9-like
Exons: 5
Coding region: 650-1675 (341 amino acids)
Molecular function (GO): minor groove of adenine-thymine-rich DNA binding
Source: RefSeq, a predicted model, not a curated record
UGUUGGAGGGUUUUUGUUUGUUUCUGUCUCCGUCUGUCACCCAGUAAAAGAAAAAAAAAAAGGCAAACAUCACAAGCAGAUGAAACAGAGUGAAGACACAACAGAUAAAGGAGAUAACCCUUAAUCAAACCAGAAACCACCAUUGUUGAUGGAUGAGAAAGCUUUCUAGCUUUUCUUUAGAGAAUCCUGUGUCCUUGAGAAGAAAAUACACUAGUCUCUUUUCAGUUUUCGUUAAGCUCUUGGCCGCUAAGACACAAUCACUUUGCUCAUCUCUUCGUCUCUUCUCUUUCUCUUGUCACUCGUUCUUGUUCUUGUUCGGGUGUUGUUGUCUGUGUCAACUGAGUGGAAGCUUUUCCUCUUUCUAUGGGUCUAAUCUCCUUUGGGUUAUGGAAGAUGCUUGGUUUUGAAGCUAUAUAACCUUUCUGGUGAAAUUUUCUGUUCGGUAAGCUGGGAAAUUUAGCGUGCAUGUCUUUUCCUUCAAGCUUGUAAUUUGUAAAGCUUCGACCUUUGAUUCAGUUUUCUUCUUACCCAUUUACCCUUUUAAUAAACGCUUCUCCCUUCGUUUUCUGUCCUUACCCCAUUAAAGUUCGAGCCUUUUAGGGUUCUGGGAAUUGAAUCAUAUAAAGCUUGGUCCUUUAGGGGUAAAUGCAUGGAUAGAAGAGAUGCAAUGGCGUUAUCCGGGUCGGGUUCUUACUAUAUCCAGAGAGGCAUAUCCGGUUCGGGUCCUCCGACACAACCGACGUUCCACGGAUCGCAAGGCGUUCACCCUUUGUCCAAUUCAAACUCUCCGUUCGGGUCAAACCCGGGAGGAUCCGCCGGGUUCGGGUCUCCUCCGUUGUCCGCUGAGCAUUCUCCGGCGGCGGUUCCGCCCCACGUCGGCAUGAAUAUGGUUGCUCCGCCGCCGGGCGAGGCGCCCGUGAAGCGGAAGAGAGGGCGGCCGAGGAAGUACGGACAAGACGGUUCUGUCUCGUUGGCAUUGUCUCCCUCUGUCUCGACGAUGACCCCAAACCCUAACAAACGCCGCCGUGGACGGCCUCCUGGCUCCGGCCGCAAGCAAAGGCUAGCUUCCAUAGGUGAAUUGAUGCCUUCGUCUUCAGGGAUGAGCUUCACACCCCAUGUCAUUACAGUUUCCGUAGGCGAAGACAUUGCAGCAAAGGUGUCAGCCUUCUCCCAGCAAGGUCCGAGGGCCAUUUGCAUCUUAUCUGCAAGUGGUGCCGUCUCUACUGCGACACUCCAUCAGUCUUCAUCUUCCCCAGCGACCAUCACAUACGAGGGCCGGUUCGAGAUCCUGUCUCUGUCUGCAUCUUAUCUGGUCACAAUCGACGGAAGCUACCGGAAUCGGGCUGGAAAUCUCUCGGUCUCGCUCGCUAGCCCAGAUGGACGCGUCAUUGGCGGUGGAAUCGGAGGAACGUUAUAUGCUUAUGGCAUGGCAUGGCAGGUGAUCGUGGGGAGCUUCAUAUGGGCGACAUCUAAGGUGAAGAGCAAGAAACGAGAAGACGAAGCUUCCGAGGUUGUCCAAGACACUGACGAUCAAGCCCUCGACAACAACACGGUCCCCCCCUUGCCACAGCCGAGCCAGAACAUCAUUCCGACAUCGGUAGGCAUGUGGUCCACUGGCUCACGUCCCAUGGACAUGCGCCAUGCCCACAUGGACAUUGACCUGAUGCGUGGAUGACAAAUGAAACAGCUCUCUUCUCUUUUUCCCCCCCUUCGUCCGUAUAUAUAAGCAUGGAAACUUUAGGAAGACGAGGAUGGAGAAGAACGACGAAUGAUAAAUCUAACCUCAAGACAGUACUGUGUUUGAACGUUAGGCUUGGACUCAUUUUUAGCUGACAGUUUCAUCAUUUCGGUUCCUCUGACUUGUGUCUGAACAGUGUUGUCUUUAUUGUUUUCAAUGUCGUCGGUUGGAUUCUGCAUGA